AUGUCGGUCCCUUCGGCGCCCCAUAUUGUCCUGCUGGCUGCCCACCUAGCUGCCAAAGCCGACAUUGCGGCCAUAUCAUACCUAGCGUCAUUACAUGGCCAGAUACUGCGCAAGGAGUUGCUACUGCGCAUCAUUCUUACAUAUCUUCCCGAAACCGUACGAAGCGCCGAGUACGUCGACUUGGUCGCUCAGAUCGAAUCUGGCCAGUACCCCUCUCCAGACGACCCUGAUCGCAGCCCCGUCGAAUUCGAUGCACCGCAUAUAGAAGAGCUCUCGGAUGAGCAGGCCGUCAAGAAGGCCAAGAAGCUCCACUUGCUCAAGCUGUCGUGGGAGCAUGCGCCGGCUGAGGUUGAUCCGGAAGACCACCUGUCGCUCUUCCUCCUCCGGCGCGCAUACCGGGUUGACGAAGAGGCCGGACUUCUGAACGAGCUUCCAUGGUUGUUCGCCCCUUUCAUCGACCAUUCGCCUUACCUACGAACAUGGUUCAUUUCAGUUCUCACGCCACUCUUGAGGCGUAAUUGCGAAUACUAUCCUGGUGACCCUGUACCUCAGACUCUUGCGGAGUUUGAACGCCUUCCCGACCGUGUAGCUGCCAGACUCCUCCUUUCUCAGACUGGAAUUUCCAAGGACGACCAACAGUACGAUUCUGUGGGCAGGGAUCUGCGAGGCCUGGUUAGCCCCUGGCUCUAUAAUGACUCCAGGUGGACAAGUCGACAACAUGGCCUCAUCCCUAAGGGAGACCAGGGACAGGUGGCGAAACCAGAGGAACUCUGCCCGGGAUGGGAGGAAGUACUUCAAUGGCUCGCCGCCCAGGCCUCUGGGUCCUGGAAGGUAGCUGUCAACGCUAUAGAACAGUGGGACGGCCCGGGGGACGCAGAUCUUGGCGCCUAUGAGGGCACGGCGUGGCUGGAGGAGGAGGAGCAGCAGUACAUGGAACGCAGGUAUGCGCGGACUGCGCUGGCAUCGGCAUAUCUCGUCCCAGAAGCUUCGGUGGAUGCAUUAGAGGGGGCUCACGGUAUAGUAGAGAAAAUCAUGUCACUUCUUGAUGAGGAUCCUGCACCGCCUCUGCCCACCGCCGCAUCACUAUUGUCACCGAUGCCGAAGGAACUACUCGGAAGCUGCAAGGACGGCAUAAUGGCCCCGAAGAACGCGGAGCAUCUUCGUGGGGACCUUCUUGACGAGGCGAAUCCGCUCACGAAGCCUGCCUCGGCUCCUGUGCAGCUUCUUUACGCAACGUGCCUCAGCGCCUAUAUUUUAACCAGAGCGGGAAGCCCAUGCACUAUUAAGCGGGCAGCAGAACUUUGCUUGAUGCAAAAUGAGCGUGAUCAAAAGGCAGAGGCAACAAAACUCAUACAUGCGGUUUGCGGCGGCAACGCCCCCAAAUCAGAUGACAAGUAUUGGAUCCGAGCGAGAAACGAAAUCUCGUGGCUUCGCGACUGGGGGGCAGAAGAGUACGGCACACCGUCUUCUGUCGAUGGGUGCGGAGUUUUUGGCCGGGUGAACAGGGAGUUUCUCGAGAUCGAGAUUCUCAAGGGCCUUCUGAACAACACAAGGUACUCUCUUGCGCGGUCAUUAUAUGAAGACUCGCCAGAUGCGCCAAUACCACAGAAAGCGCUCCAGGAUACGAUAUUUGCUGCAGCCAUGAACGCAUACGAUAAUGCAUCCAACCCCAACAGGACAAGGGGUGGAUUGAAGAAGUGUAAUGACAUAAGCAUCAACGCUUUCCCUAAAACAAUAGAAAAGUCAACGCCUGCUGCCCAGAGGUUGGAGGCACUCCUCAAAGCCACCCACUCUCUGAGCGACUACAGGCUAGUCCUGAAGCAGGGUGAGCCGUUCACACCCGUCGUGAUGCGCGUACAUCCCGACCCUAUUUCUAUUGUCGCCAAGGUCCUCGAACAAAAUCCAAAGAGUUAUACCAACAUCCAAGGUCUGAUUGACCUGGGCAAUCAUAUGGUUGAAGCUGGCCUGACUGUCCGCGACCAGCAUGGUCACUCGAUCCUGACGCCAGAGCUCAAGCCAAUCGAGCGGUCCAUGGCAGAGAAGCGUAUCACGGCGAUGUGCGUGGAUGCAGCCUUGAACGAGGAUGAUUUUGAGACAGCAUACUCGUACGUGGUGAACCGACUAGCAUCAAUAACAGCCCCGGCGGCGGGCAAAGACGCUAUAGUGGAUGAGUGGUCUUGGAAAGCGGCUCUCCAGGCUGGUAAGUACCGGCGCACAGCAAAAACCCUACGACCAACACAUCUGGGCAACACCUCUAGCAACCCGGAGAUUCGACACUUGGAGCAGCGCAUCGAGUGUCUAUCUACGGCGCUCCGCAUAGCGCCAGCAGCCACCCUACAGGAGAUCUUGAACACUUUCCGCCGCUGCGAGGAGGAGCUCGACGUGGCUGUGCGCGCUGAAGCAGAUUCCGAAAACGCGUGGGAUGACAAGGGAGAUUUGACCACCAUGCCAGGCGGGUACUCGGCCAGCGCCGCCACCAACACCACCACACGGUCGCAGACCACCAGUUUCUCGUCGGCGGCGCGGAGCAACCAGACAGAGGAAAGUCCGCUGUCGCUUUUCGACCUGUCCCGCGCCACCGCGCGUUUGGCCUCGAGGAACUUCUCCGCCCUGUCAAGCCUAAAGCGAUCCGGGGAGCAGGCUGCUAGGUCGUCAACGGAUCACAACGACUCGUCACUCGCCAGCUCCAUUGGCUCGCUGCAUGACGGGCCUGCCGAUUCGGACCACCCGCGGGCGAGGAAGCGGGACCAGCUAAGAGAAGCGGCGCUUGGUUCCCUCGUCAGUGGUGUUGGAUGGUUGGUCGGUGCGCCGCCUGUUGAUAGGGGGCAGGGCGCAGACAAGGGUUGA
This is a messenger RNA of Pyricularia grisea, 2847 nucleotides long. RefSeq lists its product as uncharacterized. Gene Ontology annotation, biological process: retrograde vesicle-mediated transport, Golgi to endoplasmic reticulum. The record is from RefSeq and is a predicted model, not a curated record. The transcript has 3 exons. The coding region runs from base 1 to 2847 and encodes 948 amino acids. Lineage: Eukaryota; Fungi; Ascomycota; Sordariomycetes; Magnaporthales; Pyriculariaceae.